Rubroshorea leprosula is the source of this 1388-nucleotide messenger RNA. The record is from the annotation of a GenBank genome assembly. Lineage: Eukaryota; Viridiplantae; Streptophyta; Magnoliopsida; Malvales; Dipterocarpaceae.
UCAGUUUUGUUUCAAGAGCUUCGUUUUUCAAUUGAAUUCGUUGUUUGAUUUGAAUUGUUUGCUGAAUUGUGAUUUGCUGUUUAUAUGUUCGACGUAAUGUCUGGGUAAUUGGAUGGCUCCGCUAAAGCCUAUAAAUUUUGUGUAUAAUUUGUUAAUUUCAUUCUGGGGUAAUCGGGUUUUUGCUAAGUUGUGCUGUUGUGAUGUUAGAUAAUCUGGUUAGGCCAAGUGGGUUUCUUGAUUUGCAUGCUUCACUUAAUUUAAAUGCCCACAAGCAGUUUUUGAUUAUUGUAAUUUCAAUUUGCUUUCAAUCACUAGAUUUUCAAUAUUAGUGACGGUUUGUAGAUUCAUUGGCUUCAAAAGAGAGAAACUUUUUUGCUAAUAGAUUAAAGCCAUAUUUACGAUGUGUUUCUUCUUCUCGAUUUAGAUUGGGGGUUGCAACUUGCAACAUGCUCUUAAGGGUGUGGGGCUUGUCUUAAGAGCACUUUUCAGUGUCGUGGCCUUUUAUUCUUGAUUAUGUAACUUCCUCAGGUUUUAUCCGUAUCUACAUCUUCACAUUCUUCCUUCUUUUAAACUGUAUUUUCUGCAUGUUGGUCUGCUAGAUAAUGAGAGCUAAAGCUAUUAUUGCUAGCACUUUGUUCUUUAGUGGCUUCAACAUUUUUAUGUAUUCACCAAGGAGAGGAUUGGAGUAUUCUGAUUAGUAGUUGAGGCUGGUGAGACUCCAGCUACUUCCAUGGGAAGAUUAAUUGUAGGAUAGCUAAUAUCAUUUCAUCAAUCAUAUCCAAUGAAGUUAAUGUCUUUAUUUCAUGCUUUCAAUAUGGCUUUUAUCAUUCCUUCUGCAAGGUGCCUCAGUGAUCAGAACUAUGGUAUGACGCAAGUUACCUGAUAUAUUCCAUGAACUUCUAGAACACUUAAAUGCCACAAGAAAGGUUUCUUAAUGUAUAUUUAAAAUUAAUCUUGCAUAUUCAGUUGUAAAAGGCAUGUCAAUUUCAUGUUGCCUCCAUGGCUCAGAAAAACAGCACUUUUUUGGUAUUUUACUAGGUAUUCAAAUCAGGAUUAUUUAUUGGUUAUGGAAUAGGCGGAUUUAUCAACUUCGAGUUUCUCACUUUGCAGAGGAUGGUCGGACUGGGACAUUUGUAACUGGCAGUGAUCGUUUCCCUGCAUCUCUGUUGGAUCUUCCUUGUGUUGUUGAAUCAUUCAAAACUUAUGAUGAUAGUGCACUAGUUAAAACUGCAGAUAUUGAGCAGAUGAUUAUGGUUAGGGAGCCGGGUGAUGCUUCUCCAGAUGUGGAGCACAGGCACGGUCUCAAUCCUCCUAUGAGGGAGGUGAUCAGCUAAUUCCACUCUAACAAGUGUACUAGUCAAUUCAAGUAAUAUAAUGAUGAAAAUAGA